Molecule: messenger RNA, 5578 nt
Organism: Pomacea canaliculata
Lineage: Eukaryota; Metazoa; Mollusca; Gastropoda; Architaenioglossa; Ampullariidae
Product: protein henna-like
Exons: 14
Coding region: 1086-2513 (475 amino acids)
Biological process (GO): L-phenylalanine catabolic process; L-tyrosine biosynthetic process
Molecular function (GO): iron ion binding; phenylalanine 4-monooxygenase activity
Source: RefSeq, a predicted model, not a curated record
CCUAUAAUACCGCAGUGUGCCAGAAUCCUUUGCAAAAUGAUCAGCAUUAUAAUUAUUAUAAAAUUUGUUUUGAAAUUGCUGUAUAAUGAUACGAUGACAUCACAACUACCAACAAUUAUAACAAUGACGGUAACAACAAUAAAGCAUUUAACCAUAUGUAUUAAAGUUACAUAGAUAGUUACAUACCCACCUAAAGUCACAUGCAGCCGUAACAUGUGUUCAGGGCCAUGCAGUAAAGGGACUACACAGCCUAGCUGGUACAUUAUAUGUUUAUUUUAUGAAGCUGGUUUAGACUAAUUUUUCCACACUCUCUUGUUUAUUUUCUGUAUUAUUUUUAUUUAUUGCUAUAGUUGCCAAUGAUGCAUAUAUAAAUAACGUGCCAGAUGAACCUGAUGAUCAAAAACUGACGAUGCAUAAGAUAAAUGCUGCAUGAGAACCGCGCGCGAUCGAGAAUAAUGAAAGUGGACAUCCUCAGGUUUAAAGCGUACUAAAGAGACCUUUACAAUUAAACUACAUUUGCUCACGAACAUAAAUGUUUAUUGUUGUUAGUCAGCGCAUUCCACAGAUCAAGGUCGUUUUCACCCUAUAGGUCUGACCCAUGGUAAAGUUUGUAAACACCUUUAUAGGAUAUUUCAGCGCAUUGCAUCAGCCGGCCGUCAGACAACAAAGCCGGCAAAUCACGCAUCCGUCUUGUCACCGCUGAUGCGGAAUGUUAAAAAGGGCUCAUCCCCUCCAGGGUCCAAAUCCUUUUUAGGUUCCUCCCACUGUCCCCUUCUCCCACCUUUCUGGAGUACAUCAUCCAUCCAACCAGCCCCCAACCUCCAUCCCCGAACACUUUUAUUGCUGUGUUCUCGGGGUCAAGCUGCCAAUCAGAAACCUGAGCGCGCUUCGGGCAAAUGCUAACCUGGGAACUCCUCCUCUCUCCUUCAUCCCCUCCUUCCAGCCGUUGACCAGUUGAGCCUAUACUGUGUGUUUGACUCAAUUAUUGUCGUUACCUUCUUCCGGGUGCUGAUGCAAGAGGCUGAAAGUUGGUGGUGCGAGACUUAUACGAGCAUUUCUAUAUAAACCCGUCUUCUCGUCAAACCAUGCAAAGCACAGAAAACAUGGGCGUGCGCGGUCGACAAUGUGUUAUGUGUGGGUGCAUUGUUGGUAUAACAGAGAUAGCAACCAAGUGUCCACAGUCAAACACCUACCAGCACAUCUACGUGCAAGAUUAUGUGGAUCACGAAGGAAGCACCAGCAUAAUAUUCAGUCUUCCAGAAAAAGUUGGUGCUUUGGCAGAAGCUCUGAAAGUGUUUGAGACAAACAAUGUGAACUUGCAUCACAUCGAGUCUCGACCCUCGCUUGAAGACAAAGACUGCUACGAAUUCUUUGUUUCCUGUGACAAUGUGCGUGGAGGCCUGUAUGAAGCCAUUGACAUCCUUAAGGGAAGAACCAAGAACUUGCAGGUUCUUUCCCGAAAUCCAGAAAAUAAAAAAGAUGAAGAUAGUGGUGUGGAAGUGCCAUGGUUUCCCAGAAAAAUAAGGGAUUUGGAUCGCUUUGCAAACCAGAUCUUGAGCUACGGAUCAGAGCUGGAUGCUGAUCACCCAGGUUUCAAAGAUCCUGUCUACCGUACCAGAAGAAAAGAAUUUGCAGACAUUGCAUUCAACUACAAACAUGGUGAGCCCAUUCCUCGUGUCCAGUACACAGAUGAAGAAGUGAAAACCUGGGGCACAAUUUUCCAAGAACUAACAAAGCUGUACCCAACUCACGCCUGCAGAGAAUUCAACCAUGUGUUUCCUCUUCUUAUUGAUAACUGUGGCUUCCGAGAAAACAACAUCCCGCAACUUCAGGAUAUCUCAGACUUUCUGAAAGACUGCACAGGAUUUCAGCUGCGGCCUGUAGCAGGUUUGCUGUCAUCCCGUGACUUUCUUGCAGGACUGGCAUUCCGAGUAUUCCACUCUACUCAGUAUAUCCGACAUGGCUCCAAGCCAAUGUAUACACCAGAACCUGAUGUGUGCCAUGAAGUACUGGGGCAUGUGCCCUUGUUUGCAGACCCAUCAUUUGCCCAGUUUUCUCAAGAGAUAGGGCUGGCUAGUCUUGGUGCUCCUGAUGAGUACAUUCAAAAGCUUGCUACACUGUACUGGUUUACUGUUGAAUUUGGGUUAUGCCGUCAAGAGGGUCAUCUGAAAGCUUAUGGGGCAGGACUUUUAUCUUCUUUUGGAGAGCUGCAGUAUGCCCUGACUGAUAAGCCAGAGGUGCGACCCUUUGACCCCCAAAAAACGUCAACACAGGAAUAUCCCAUCACAUCUUUCCAGCCUGUCUAUUUUGUUGCUGACAGUUUUGAUGAUGCCAAGGAAAAACUCAAGGCAUACUCACUGACAAUUCCACGUCCAUUUAGUGUACGCUACAAUGCCUAUACACAAAGUGUUGAAGUCAUCAACAAUAAAGAGCAGAUUAUCAACCUAACAAGGACUAUAAAAGGAGAUCUGUCCCUGCUUGAAGAUGCUCUACAGAAGGUCAACAGGCUUUAAUAAGAAAACAGAUCUGGUUAUAAACCUCCAGUUUUUCUCUAAAUUUUCUUGGAUUUGUGGAACAUUAUGGAAGAGUCAAAUGUUCUACUGACAUUUUGAUAAUGAUCAGUUACAUGCAUAAAGUUUCACAUGAGCUUAGAUUUAUUGAUGCAACAACCACAUAAAUGGGAAAAAAAAUCUCAGCAUCCUUUCAAGAGCAGUUUGCACUGCUGACCCUCAUUAAAUCAGUUGCUUAGUUUUAUAAAACGAUUUUUUGUCACUAAAGUGUUCAAUCAAAUUUUAAUGACUUUUUUUUUAUGAUUUUGGGCUAAUGAAGUAGAUUACUGCUAUCUUGCAUUGAAUGUAAUUUUAAUUUACUUAUUUACAUUUGGUCUCUGUGCAUUUUACUUCUUAUUUAUAUAAGUACUUCAACAUUUACACUAUUUUUGCAAAACAACUUGAAUUGAUGGGUACCAUAUAGGAAAGAACCCACUUCUGAAAUUGUAAAAGAUUAUAUGCAAGCAAAAGAUAGUUUGGUGGGAUGUGAACGUGUGUGUUGUGCGCGUGUGCGGUUAAUAAAACUAUAAACUAUUCCAUCUAGGUUGUUUUGAAUUGGCAAUAUGUAUAAAGUUUGUCUUCACAAGUGUAAGAAAAUCUACCUCGUGUUCAUCAUUCCCGAGUAAACAAACGUUUGUUUACAACAUAAUAAAGUAAUUUUACUGACAACAAAGACAGCAUAAUCACAGUGAGAAUAACUGCACUUAAGACUGCAAGAUUUUGAGAGAAAAACUUAAGUUACUUAAAAAAAAUUAAAGAAGACUACAUUUUUAUAAGAUAGAGAAUACACUUUUUGCAAAUAUUGAUUUUUUUAAAAUUUCUAAAUAACCCUCCUAUAGCAGAAAAAUCUUGUUCUGUGGUCAGAAAACACAGCCAAGAUCCACCUACAUCUUAUAAGUUUUGGAUAAUGAUUUAAGGUAAAAUGAACAUACUAAGAUCUUUUGUAUUACUUGGGCAUUUGUAAAAGAAACUUACAAAAACUUUCAUCUUACCAAAAUAGCAUGGCCCAGUAGUACCAGUCAAAAAAGAGCACCCUAGUCUUUUUGAUUAGACCCAACUGACAAAUUCAAAUGUGUACAAGAAACACAUCACUUUGAAACAAAAUAACUCACCACACAUAAAACAGUGAACCUAAUUUCUUUCGAGAUCUUGUGAGGACAAAAUAAUCUUUUAUUUUCCAAUGACUCAUCCUUUCAACCACAUAUCUAUGAUUCUGCAAAUGUUUAUUCAUAUCAAGUAUUUUUAUUUGAUUUUUUAAAAUUUUAUUUGACAUUUGUUUAAAUGUAUAUUCUUUGUUGUCUCAAUUCACAAUGCAUACUGUAAUGUAUGCAUGAUUUCACAUUACAAAAAUGUUCUUAUUACUUGCUCUGGCAUUGUACUUUCUCACUCUAAUAUUAUGUUUUCAAAACAAUGCUACUUUUGUUGUGAGUUAAAGCAUGAUCUGUUUCUUUUUUUUAAGAUCUUGUUUCAAAGUUAGGUUUAGUAGAUUAUUAGUGGAAUAAGGAGUUUUUGAAACUUUUCAUCAAUUUAUCACUUCACAAUGUAACAGUGUGAGCUGUGCAAGUUCCAUCAAGCCAUAUCCUGAAAUUUGCAAUAUACAUUAUGUAAGCCUCCAAAAUUAAUUAUGCAAUAACUGCUGUCCAUAAGCACACCUGGCCUGUCAAAGAAAGACUUCCAAGAUGGGAGGAAUAAAUGAGUGUUUUACACUGAACCAGCAACUAAAGUUAUAUUCUGGUCAGCCCUGUAAACAGACAUCCCAUGCAGAGAAAGAACAGCAUGCCCAAGAUGGGAUUUGAAUCCAGGAUGGCCAAUCCUCAAUGUACUCAUGACAGAUUAUUACAUGACCUCUUUCAAGAUGGGAAGGAACUGGAGUUUAUUUUUAUGGUACAAAACUGUAGCCUUUAUCAUUUACUGUACAUAUAUUUUCUCCUUUCACAUUGAAUAUGGGAUCAACAAGAUGUUAAUGGUUAACAUUUGCUAACAAUAAAAUUGGUUUCUUGGCUUAUUGCAAAAACAUUUGAUUGCUUGACUUUUGCUCUAGUUUGCUAAUACUUUUAUUGCCUUACCACCAAACCAGAAAGACAAAAGUCUUAUGAUAUAAAAGAACUUAUAUAUUCUCAUAUAAGAAAUUUUUUUAAACUGCAUUCGUGCUAAAGCCACUGAAUAUUCUCAAAACCAAACAUUUCAUGUGUUGCGUAUCAUUAUGUUGCAUCACAUACCUGGCUAUAAUAAUCAAUGUUAGAAACAAAAUGUUACAUUUGUGAAUUAUCAUCCACAUACCACUAGCUUAACAAUUAGAUUUUAGAAAUAUUGACCCUCACCAGUUUUAAGUACCAUGGAACCAUGAUUAUCUGGUCUUCCAUUAAUGGUGCAUUUGGUUAUUGGAGACUGCCAAACCCCUUUCCUCCCCUUAAAAAAACCCAACAAAACAUGCUUUACAGUGAUAGGGUUCAAAAGGACAUUUAGCAAAAAGAGGAAAGAGUCAGCAGUAUAUAUGUACUAUGAUAUUAACUGACAAAGCCACCAAGAAUUAAGAAGAGGUGAAAAUGUACAUCUGUGAACCUUAUGGAAACUUUUUUGGUUGAGCCUAUUUUGUCAUAUUUUCUUACAUUCGAGAUAUAUUUUCUUUCUCAUGUUGUAAUCACAAGGGACUCGUACCCAAAAGUGUAAAGCUAGGGUGUUUUUAUGUUUGUGAGAAAUUAUUGCCCUUUUUUUGUAUCUGCUAUGAUUUAAACCCUCACUAAUAAUGCAUAAUCUUCUAAAUAUCAUAUUUAAAAUGUUAAUUUAAAAAAAGGAAUGUUCAUGUGUUUUAAUACUUGGGUUUUAUUGAAAAGUGGGUUUCUAAGAACCUAGUACAAAGCUGCAUCUCCUGGCAGAUUUUUUUUUUUAAGAAAAAGGUAAGUUCACAGGCAGUGUCUACAAAAGCAUUUGCCACUUUUAAAAAACUGUCUCGAUUAUAUGGUCAUUAGCCGGAAUAAUCAUGGCUCCACUGUACAAUAAUAAAUGGCAGGAAGGUGCAAUGGACAAAU